Molecule: messenger RNA, 6112 nt
Organism: Pleuronectes platessa (European plaice)
Lineage: Eukaryota; Metazoa; Chordata; Actinopteri; Pleuronectiformes; Pleuronectidae
Gene: triob
Product: trio Rho guanine nucleotide exchange factor b
Exons: 23
Coding region: 1-3753 (1250 amino acids)
Biological process (GO): protein phosphorylation; axon guidance
Cellular component (GO): cytoplasm
Molecular function (GO): ATP binding; protein binding; protein kinase activity
Source: RefSeq, a predicted model, not a curated record
AUGUGGAAUAUCGGGGUCCACACUCAACAAUGUAGUUCAGAGACGCCCAGUGCUGCGGAGCUGGUCAGUGCCAUCGAAGAGCUGGUGAAGAGCAAGAUGUCUCUGGAGGAUCGUCCAAGCUCUCUGUCGAUGGAGCAGGGCGACAGCAGCUCCCCCUCCCUCAACCCCUCCGACAACUCCCUCCUCUCCUCCUCCUCGCCCAUCGAUGAGUUGGACGAGCGCAAGUCCGGCUUCCUCAAGAGGAGACAUUAUGUGCUUCUGGAGCUUGUGGAGACUGAGAGAGACUAUGUCAGGGACCUGGGAUCAGUGGUGGAGGGCUACAUAAGCAGGAUGAAGGAGGAAGGAGUUCCAGACGACAUGAGAGGAAAAGACAAGAUCGUCUUUGGAAACAUUCAUCAGAUCUAUGACUGGCACAAAGAUUUUUUCUUGGGAGAACUUGAGAGGUGUUUGGAGGAUCCUGACCGGCUGGCUACUCUGUUCGUCAAACAGGAGCGGAGGCUACACAUGUACAUCGUGUACUGUCAGAACAAACCUAAAUCUGAGCACAUCGUGUCAGAGUACAUCGACACUUACUUUGAAGACCUCAAGCAGCGAAUGGGCCACAGACUGCAGAUCACUGACCUGCUCAUCAAACCUGUUCAGCGCAUAAUGAAGUACCAGCUGCUGCUGAAGGAUCUUCACAAAAUUUCUAAGAAGGCUGGAGUGGACACAUUGGAGCUGGAGAAAGCUGUGGAGGUGAUGUGUGUGGUCCCCAAACGCUGCAAUGACAUGAUGAAUGUUGGUCGCCUUCAAGGCUUCGAGGGUAAGAUUGUGGCUCAGGGCAGAUUGAUCCUCCAGGACACCUUCAUGGUGUCCGACCAGGAUGGAGGACUUCUGUCCAGGAUGAAGGAGAGGAGAGUAUUCCUGUUUGAGCAGAUUGUCAUCUUCAGUGAGCCCCUGGACAAAAAGAAGGGCUUCUCUACUCCUGGCUACCUCUUCAAGAACAACAUCAAGGUGAGCUGGCUGGGUCUAGAAGAAAAUACAGACGACCCCUGCAAGUUUACGCUUACUUCCAGAUCCUCCAGUGGAAGCCUGGAGAGGUACACCCUCCACUCAACAAGCCCUGGAGUCAGUCAAGUCUGGGUCCACCAGGUCAGCCAGAUACUGGAGAACCAGCGCAAUUUCCUCAAUGCUCUCACAUCUCCCAUAGAGUACCAGAGGAACCACGUGGGUGGCGGCGGGCCGGGUGGUCCACCCAGCAGUAGCAGCACCGGAGGACUGCCAGGAGGCAGCAGCUCCAACAGUACCGCCAACAUGGGAGGUGGAGGUGGCGGCGGUGGCUCUGGAGGAUCAGGGGGCAGCUCUUCCUCUCUGUGCGGCCCUCGCUCCCGACCCUCCCGCAUCCCCCAGCCGUCCUCUCGCCUCCCCCAGCCCGUUCACCACCACCACCCCCCGGGCCCCGAGGGGCCCGACAGAUCAGCAGGUAUGUGGUCACCCUGCCACCCUCCCCUUCAAUCCCUCCCCUCUAACCCCUUCUCUGACACCCCCACAAACGGGGAGCUGUUAGCCUCAGAGGUCCCUAAGAUGAGGAUGCUGGAUAAUCCUCAUGGAAGUAACAGUAAUAACAGUAACAGGUCGUCAGGCAGCAUGGAGGGCAGACAAGGCCUCGGAGGCUUUGAGGAAACCCAGAAACAUCAAACAGCUGGAAUACCACAAAUGGCCGUGGCUCCCCUGAACUUGCCGCAAAAAAAACCUCGAAUCGGGACAGUUGCUCCUCUGAUAACGCCUCAGUCGCCUGGAGGAGGAGGAAAGGAGUCGUUUGUCCCCUCCAGUCCAGCCCACAAAGGCAACGUCUUCUGGGCUAUGGUCCCAGCUAUAGCUCCCUCUCACACCAGCCGUCCUGGAUCCUUCUCCUACCCAAGUGACGGUGGAGGAGAUUCUCUGGGCAGAGGAAGCCACGGGACGCCCUCUCAUCACCGCCACUCUACGCAUAGUAAGGACAUAGACCGCAUGAGCACCUGCUCCUCCACCAGCGAACAGUCCAUACAAUCCACCCAGAGCAACGGGAGUGAAAGCAGUAGCAGCAGCAGUGUGUCCACCAUGUUGGUGACCCAGGACUACGUGGCAGUGAAGGAGGAUGAGAUCAGCGUGAUGCAGGGUGAAGUCGUCCAAAUACUAGCCAGCAACCAGCAGAGCAUGUUCCUGGUGUACAGGGCGGCCAACGAGCACAGCCCCGCGGCAGAGGGCUGGAUCCCUGGCUACGUAUUAGGACACACCUCAUCCUCCAUCACGCCCGAGCUCCCUGAAGGAACCAUCAAAAAAUCAUUGUCAUGGCACACAGCGCUCCGUAUCCGACGCAAAUCUGAGAAAAGAGACAAAGAGGGCAGGAAGAUGGAGAACGGCUACCGCAAGUCUCAGGACAGCCUGGCCAACAAAGUCUCUGUCAAGCUUCUCAAUCCCAACUUCAUCUAUGAUGCUCCUCCAGAGUUCCUUAUCCCUGUUGGUGACGUAGCGUGUGAGAGUGGCGACAGUGUCACUCUGAGUUGUAAAGUGUGCGGUCGCCCCCGGGCCACAGUCACCUGGCGGGGACCUGACAACAGCACGCUUAGCAACAACGGACGCUACAGCAUAACACACAGUGAGACAGGAGAGGCAGCCCUGUGUAUCCUCGGAGUGUCUGUUGAGGACAGCGGUGUGUACACGUGUGUUGCCACAAACGUAGCAGGCACCGUCACCUCUUACGCCGGCGUCACAGUCUCAGGUAUCCAGGAUGAUGGCAGUGAGGUCCUCUGGAAAGGCAGCUUUGAGUCCCACUACACAGAGAUCACUGAACUAGGAAGGGGACGUUUCUCAGUGACCAAGCGGUGCGACCAGCGGGGGAGCAAACGGACAGUGGCAGCGAAACACGUCAACAAGAAGCUGCUGCGCCGGGAACAGGUGCUGCAGGAGAUCCGACUCCUGCAGAGUCUGGACCAUCCCAACCUGGUCAAACUGCUGGACACGUACGAGACGUUCAGCAGCUUCGUUCUCAUACUGGACAUGGCAGACCAGGGACGUUUCCUGGACUACAUAGUGAGCUGGGGAAACUUGACAGAGGAGAAAGUGGCCCUCUACCUCCGAGAUAUUCUUGAAGCCCUCCACUACCUGCACGGCUGGAGGAUCGCACACCUUGAUCUCAAACCUGAGAACAUUGUGGUGGAACACGCGUCCUCUCAGCCCCUCAUCAAGCUGACAGACUUCGGUGACGCCGUGCAGCUGAGCCCUCCUUCCUCCUACAUCCAUCCUCUCCUGGGGAGCCCCGAGUUCUGUGCUCCUGAGCUGGUCCUGGGUCAGCCUGUCUCGCUGACGUCUGACCUCUGGAGCUUAGGGGUGGUGACCUAUGUUAUACUAAGCGGCGCCUCUCCCUUCCUGGAUGAGAGUGUGGAGGAGACGUGUCUGAACAUCUGCCACCUGGACUUCAGCUUCCCAGAGGACUACUUCCAGGGCGUCAGCCCGGCUGCCAGGGACUUUGUCCGCGUGCUGCUCCAGGGCGAGCCGGAGCGACGGCCCUCCGCGGCGUCCUGCCUGCAGGAUCCGUGGCUCCGGCCUUAUGGUGUGAUGAACACUGGACACUCCAACUUAAAUCACUCUCAGCCGCCAUCUCAGAGUCAUCAUUCGGCACAUCUGGACACCUCCAGGCUCAUUUCUUUCAUCGAGAGAAGAAAACACCAGAACGACAUUCGGCCCAUUGGCUCCAUCAAGGCCUUCCUAGAGAGCCGCCUGCUAAACCUUUAGGUAGACGUGAGAACAUCCCCAUGUGCUGUGCGUGUCCAGGAAACUUCAGUGGAUGAGUCGCCUGGUUCAGAUGAGCUGUGUUUAAAAAGAAAAGCCUGCUGAGAGGAUCACCAGCAACAUGCCCACAACGAUUUCCCUUUCCCUCAUGAAGCCACAAACGUCCUGCUGCUGCUGACUGACUUGACUACUCUGCUGAUUAAACCCUUUGACUCUCCCCACCUGCCCUAACCCUGGCAUAUUGUCUUUAUGCCUGCACAACAAAUGAACCGUUGGAAUCCAUUUGAGAUUUCGAUCUUAGCAGGGAGAAAUAAUAUUGAGCUUUCUCAUCGAGCCAGCGCGGGCAAGUCUUGCGCUCUGGACAGUGAUAAACAGAGAAAUGAAGAAUACUGUGUAAGAGUAAUUCAGGCUGCUUUCGGUUGAACACAUGAAAGUGUGCUUUGGUUUUUUUUGUAUGGAGAGAUUACUUUUUGUAAAUGAAACCAUGUACAGGGAGGAAACAGAACUGUCUUUAUUCAAUCCCUUUUGGGAAAAACAAAGGUUAGUUAUUACGUUGAAAUAAAACAAGAGAAAUGAGAUGUGCACCCACCAGCAGGGUCCAUUCACUCUAGACGAAGACCAAAACCACGAUCAGAGACACAUUGUAGUUACGUCCAAAACUGUCGCGCAACAAAAAAAGCUACUCGGCAAAGCUUUUUCUCCGAUUUCUACCUGCAUCCGCCUUAUUUGUAAAUAACAUAUUCCUGCCUUUAGUUCUCAUUUUGAAGUCUCACAUGAACUAUUUUGUUUGCCCGACAUUAGUGAGCCCAUGCAGUUUGGGGAGACAUGUCGCUCCCUGCGGCCCCUUCAGCCGCCCGGGUUUUCUUUACGGACAAAGCGCUACUAGAAAUGCACUUGUAAUUUGCAUCGGCUCCCAUGUGCAAUGUUGCAGCUUUAACGUUUAUGCAACUAUUUAUGAAGACUUGUGUUGUAGCGGUAUUCUCAAAAAAAAAAGGAAAAAAAAGGCAUGUACGUACCUGGUACUGCAGUAGGUGUCUGUAUUGUGUUAACUCUUACGUAUUAAGUUCAGUACUAAAAUCUGCAAACCCCCCCGCCCCCCUCCCGUACCCCAAGAGGAUUUUCAGAAAUAAUGUUUGAAAAUGUGUAUCUAUAAAAUACAGGCACUUACGCUUUCAUUUUGUCACUGUUACGUUUUUAAGUUUCUGUAACUAAACCAAAGUUGACUUUGUUUUCUUUUUCCUGCUAAAAAGUGUUUUAUUUUUAACGAUUUCUCAUGUUAAGUUAUGACAGAGCACACUGAACCCAGAUAUGAGUGUUUAAGUAGGUUCAGUCUGGUUUUAUUUAUUCUUAUUGUGAUAAGAAAUUGUUAGGUGUUAUUGCUAAAACAAAUAUUGCUUCACUUGGUCUUUUUUUGUUUUAUUUCAAGCUGUGCACAAAGUGGUUUGCUGUGUGCGUUUGUUUGGCUUUUGUAGGUAGAUGCUGGUGUGCGUUGCUAGAUAUUAUUUCACUUUUUUAUUUUGUCGCACCUCAGUUCGACGUCAUAAGACAGAGUUGUCCGACAUUUUUUACCGAGCAAUAGGUCUGGAAAAAAUGCCCAUCAUGGCCCACCACCGUGGAAUUGAAAUGAUCGGGGAGUGCGUUCCACUCUCAAGGAGACACAACAUUUCAGAAACAUCCCUUUGUCCGCUCACAGGUAUCAGCCAUGAACGAGAUCUCUUCCCAUUGUUCUCAUUUGACUGAGCUGAUAUUUGUUAGGUGAAGAAGUUGUUGAAAACUUCUUUAAAGUGCCAGUUCAGUGACUGACCUAGAGAGGUGGCUGAAACUGAAAUCACACAUGGUUUGUCAUUUUAUUUUGAAGCUUGUAAGAGUUACUGUCAGAUGAUCUGAUUUAAUGCUAAAGAAGUUAAUUUGUUGAGUUGAACGACUCUUGUUGGUCUGUACAGUCUAAGUCUCUCAUUUUGUGUCAUGUUUAUUUAUUGGUGUGAGUCUGUGUUUCCCAAAUUCAUGCUGUUGUUACCUUUAUUGAAUCUUCUUAAAGCCUAUUCAUUUCAAAUUAAAAUAAAAGAUAAAUAAGAUAAGUAAUAAAAUGCCUUUGGGAAACCCAGCCAGCUCAUAAUGUAAAGAUGUACAGAGAGGGUCGGGCAGUUUGCCCACCGCCCGGGAUGUAAACUCAUAAUUAUGUCAUAUUUUACAUACACAUAGGAGAAGACUGCAGCAAUGUCAUUUUGAAUGUCUUAUUAUGACUUAUUCUUACUUUUGCAUGUAUAUUUCUUUGUACAGAAGAUUGUGUUUACAUGUUAUUACGUGUUGUAAAUAUUUUAUUUCGUCCUCUGUUAUUUUGCCAUUAAACGUACAAGGAACA